AUGUUUAAGAGUUUGUUGGUCACGAUACUCUCAGUAGCGAUACAGGCUACGACCACAUCCAAGAGCAUAAAGAUCGGAUAUCGCCAUGCGUUUUUUAGGAGCGGAACUGGCGGAUUGGCGGACGGGGUCGAGUCGCGGCGCGUUUUCGGCGGGGUUACGGUCGAGUUGAACGAGUUUCCGGCCGUAUGCGCCCUGUUGGAUCGCUAUUGGUCGGCUAGAUGUUCAGCGACCAUCAUUAAGGAGAACUGGGCGAUAACCGCCGCGCAUUGCAUCUCGCGUCGUCUCGCCUACGUCAAAUAUAACACUCGCCGUCCCUCGUCGACAGAUGGGGACGUCACGCCGAUCCACUAUCUGUACCGACAUCCCGAAUACGCGGUCCGGCAAACUGACGAAGGUCAAGGUCUCGACGUGACAAUGCUGCACAACGAUGUGGGUCUGGUGCGCACGCGCAACAAGAUGCGUCUCACUUUCAAGCCCCAGGAGGACGUGCUCACCGGCUUGCGGCGAUACAACCCCCUCGAAUUAAACCACAAAAAGAUUAAAGUGUUAGGAUUCGGUCGCACAGAACGGACUCUACUGGGCGAGGAAUUGUUCUCAGUGGAUUUGAUGUUGGUGGGUUGUGAGCGAGACCGGUGGUACCACUGCAUGUGCGCUGUGGCGGGGGAGGCGGAGUCGCGGGGCGUCUGCUCCGGCGACUCGGGGGGACCGGUGCUCUAUGAAGGGGUUCAGAUUGGAGUGACGUCUAUGGGGCCAGUGGAGUGCGCAGAAGCACGACCACCGCCAGUCGGCGUCACCAGCGUCUUCACGACUUUGCGACAAUAUGCAGACGUCAUUAACGCAACUAUAACGGACAUGGAGACAGCACUUCGUAUGAGAAAGAUUUCGGCAGCUACACAAACGCAAAUAGACGCGCUACUUUUAGAGCGUGUUUACUCGGAAAUGAGCGAAGGUCACCCUACACUGCUACAGUGUGGAUGCAUGGGCAUUUUUGCUCGGUCCGAGAUGUGGACCUCGUGA
Molecule: messenger RNA, 1017 nt
Organism: Leptosia nina
Lineage: Eukaryota; Metazoa; Arthropoda; Insecta; Lepidoptera; Pieridae
Source: the annotation of a GenBank genome assembly